Messenger RNA from Diversispora eburnea, 629 nucleotides. The record is from the annotation of a GenBank genome assembly. Lineage: Eukaryota; Fungi; Glomeromycota; Glomeromycetes; Diversisporales; Diversisporaceae.
AAUCACCUCCUACAAAAAAGAAUACUACAUAUUUAAUAAGUCCAUGUUUACCUUUACCUUACGAUGAUAAUGCAAAUGAAGAAACCAAACUUAAUACAUGUCAUAAUGGAACUUUAAUUUGUGAAAUUACAACGUAUUGGAAUCCUAGAACCAAUGUAUCUUUAAUAACUAGUGUUAUACCAGUAGCCAUAAACAGCACCAAUGACAAUAAUGAAGAUAAUAAUCAAAAUCCUGUAGUAGAAUUAGGACCUAAAGCAAAUGCUGAUGAUAUACAUGGACCUCUAAUUAUUACUUUUUAUGGAGAUAAAGUCAAUGAUGUACAACAAAAAGCAAAUAUUACUUUCAUUUGCGAUCACGAUAAAGAAGAUGAAAAACCCGAGACUUCAUACAAAGAGAAUACAUUGCAAAUAGAAUGGAGAACCAAAUACGCUUGCGGCAUUUUUAUAGUGUUGGCAUUAUAUUUGAUAAUAGGAACAAUAUAUAAUUAUCAAGUAUAUAGAUCACAAGGAUGGGAUUUACUUCCAAAUAGGGACUUUUGGAGAGAUGUUCCAUAUAUGGCUUCAGAUUUGACCAAAAAUCUUUAUAAUACUGUUCGAGGUGGUGGAAAUUCAGGUUACUCUAGAGUUUAA